This is a messenger RNA of Rhinichthys klamathensis goyatoka, 2230 nucleotides long. It is a transcript of the gene ubl3b, whose product is annotated as ubiquitin-like 3b. Lineage: Eukaryota; Metazoa; Chordata; Actinopteri; Cypriniformes; Leuciscidae. The transcript has 6 exons. The record is from RefSeq and is a predicted model, not a curated record. Gene Ontology annotation, molecular function: protein binding. The coding region runs from base 637 to 990 and encodes 117 amino acids.
GACUUCCGGUGUCUUUAAAUUCUCAGCCAUUAAUCUGAUCGAACGCUGCGAGUGAUUUUGGCUACAUCUGAUCUGAUUAGAACGAUGGAUAUACCCAUCAGUUAAUAUAUCACGAAAGCACUGGACCGUCAAACGACCGCGCCGGAUUUGAUAGGCGUCUGUUACUCGAUCAAAGCGGUCGUUUUAGUUCCUCUUUAUUUUGCCGCAGUCAAAAUUAUUCCAGCUCAAGGCCAGCGGUCGCGCGCACUUUCUCUGCUCAUACAACAUUUCACAUCUCUCGCAUCAUAAUCGAGACAUCUCUCUUUUUAAUGGUUCGUGUAUCAUCGUUUUGAUGUGUCUUUAAUUUUGGACUAUAUUUUUUCCUGAUCAGCAGUCGAGCUCAUCCUGGUUUGGUGUCUGGUUCACAGGCAGGUCUGGAUUCCUAACACGGAUUCAAGCACUCAAGCUGAUAUAUAAUGCUGAUCCAGUAAUACAAACAACAGUUUGGCAUCACGUCAAAUAGAGCAAAGGCUGUGCGAGGCAGCGAAAGGCCAGAGGGAGAAGACACAUACUGAGUCUUUGUGCCAGGGGUUGUGCUGCCCUCUCACUGCUGGUCAACCAUCGAUUCCUGGCUGCCCUCCACCUCUGAUCACAGCCAUGACCUCUCAGAGAGACCCCGACACAGUGAAUCUACGGCUGAUCCUUGUAAGUGGGAAGACACAGGAUUUCACUUUCUCUCCGAAUGACUCUGCCACAGACAUUGCCCGCCAUGUUUUUGAAAACUGGCCAGCAGGCUGGGAGGAGGAGAGUGUGAGCAGCCCCAGCAUCCUGAGGCUGAUCUUCCAGGGCCGCUUCCUGCAUGGCAAUGUCACACUAGGAGCUCUGAAGUUGCCCCCUGGCCGAACAACUGUCAUGCACUUGGUUGCCAGAGAGACGCUGCCAGAGCCGAACUCCCAUGGCCAGAGGAACAGGGAGAAGACUACAGAGAGCAGCUGCUGUCUACUGCUGUAAAACCCAGACAAAGCUUUCCCCACCUCCUUCUGUCCUUCUGCUCCCCGCUCCUGUCUCUGCUCACCAACCCGUGGUGCAUUCUGGAUGAUUACAGAACAGCUCCAGGGACAGUGCGACUAGGUUUUCGUUCAGUGUUUUUGCUCCUUAUAGUAACUGGAGACUCUCUUGUGCCAAGUUUAUCAAAUCUCAUGCGUUUGCCUUGGUUUGGUUUUCUCGUUUCGUUUGGUUGCCAAAAUUAAUUUUUGCUUGGUAAAGUGGCCAUUUGUUUAUAGGCUGCUGCCUCUGAAAAUAUUAAACUGUGCAAAUAUGAAAUACCUGAAUCAUUGAAAGGAAAUUAUGUAAACGGAUGUGUGAACAGGUUUUCAGAGGGACGUCCUGUACUCGAGAGACCUUCUGUUCUCCCAACACCCAAGUGUCAGUUUUCACUUGGCAUUACAUGCCUGACUCAGAUGAAGUUUAGUAUGCGUCAUAAUAACAGACUUUUGUUUGCACUUAACACGGAUCCUUAUCUGAAGUCACUAUGUGUGUGUUGUAGUCUUAAUCCUCCUGCCUGCCUCAAACAGAAGGAGCUUACGGAGAGAGAGGUGUGAGGACUCGAGCACCAGUCUGUUGCUGUGGACCGAGGGAGUCUGAUAUAGCGCUGGUGGAUUUGACUGUGCUAUGGCCACCUGCGUUUUUUGCCUUUGUCCUAGGACCAAUCGAGAGUGGAUCUCAAAGUCGCCAGACUCCUCUUACUACCUAGUUACGUCAACAUCUGUGCAUGACCCUAGUCUAGUGUUUCCUCGCCCUGGGUGUGUACCAGCCGCCUUUGAAAACCAUUCACCCUGUGUCUACUUGAAUAGAGUUUUUUUUUCUUUUCUUUUCCACGUCUCCGCUGAAGAAGCAUGUGUUUGAUGUGAAGUGACACAAACUCUUCUUCUUGCCCAGUCAGGAUAUAUCAUCUGUAUCCUGUCCCAUGGUUGUCUAAAAUGCGUCCUGAGGGACACAGUCCAGGUGCAAAGAAUAAGGAAAUCAUCCGAAAGCCUCUGUCUGGAGCAAAGGGCUGGGCUGGUAAAAGCCCCCAUUAUAAGCGCUAUGGAUUUAUGGACCCCCUGCUACGUUGUUGCAUUAGGUCAAAAUGUGCGUUGGGGAUGGCCGGCCCUAAUGGCCUCCCACUGGGCCAGAAGAAAGGAACAAUUGAGUGUUUUAUUUCCUAAUGUUUGUAAGCCGUCUGUUUUGUUUGCCUUUUGAUUGUGGGAAA